Molecule: messenger RNA, 6567 nt
Organism: Bubalus bubalis (water buffalo)
Lineage: Eukaryota; Metazoa; Chordata; Mammalia; Artiodactyla; Bovidae
Gene: PARP4
Product: poly(ADP-ribose) polymerase family member 4
Exons: 34
Coding region: 153-5573 (1806 amino acids)
Molecular function (GO): NAD+ poly-ADP-ribosyltransferase activity
Source: RefSeq, a predicted model, not a curated record
CAGGGCGGCGCCGGAACCCCAGAAACCGGAGCGGGGGCGCGCCCGAAACCCGGAAGUGCCCGGACCCGGGAGUCCCGAGUCCUGAAGCCCCGGAGUCGGAAGCCGAGAACUCGGGGCCGCCAGCGCCCGAGUGGGCCGGAGCCUCAGGCAGGAUGACUGUGGGAAUCUUCGCAAACUGUACCUUCUGUUUGAAAGUCAAGCACUUAACUCGUCAACAGAAGAAAAAACUACAAACUGAUAUUAAGGAAAAUGGUGGAAAUUUUUCCUUUUUAUUAAAUGCUCAGUGCACACAUGUAAUCUUAGACAAUGCUGAUGUUCUGAGCCAGUAUCAGCUGAAGUCUGUUCAGAAGAACCAUAUUCUUAUUGCAAACCCAGAUUUUGUAUGGGAAUCUAUCAAAGAAAGAAGACUGCUGGAUACGAAGAUUUAUGGUCCCAGUGAGUCACUGGACAUCACAUCAGCUUCCAAUGAAGAAUGGAGCAGCCCUAAAAUGGAAAUGAAUGAUUCUUCAUUCCUGGACAGUUCCACAGAGAAGGAGAACACUGUUGAACUCACUGAGUUUUAUGCAGAGGAUGUUGAAAUUCCUCAUUUUCCUCAAGAUUUUGAAGUUGCAAAAUAUAACAUCUUGGAAAAAGUUGAGACAGAGGGAGGUAAGGAGACCGCCGUGGUGGAGCUGCAGUGCCUCCAGGGCCCUGGGGACCGUGGCUUUCUGAUAUGCACACACUUUAUCCUGGCCACUGGCACCCAGACCAGAAGGCAGUCCUCUGUGAAGAAAACCUCUGCAGAUGCAAGUGAAUACUAUGAGAAUUAUAUUGAGGAACUGAAGAAACAAGGCUUUCUACUGAGAGAACAUUUUACACCUGAAGCAACCCAGUUAGCAUCUGAAAAACUGCAAGCAUUGCUGUUGGAGGAGGUAAUAAACUCGAAUGCCCUGAGCCCCGAGGUAAGCGGCUUGGUGGAAAUGCUCUGGGCAGAAGCCCUCGGCCGCCUGGAGGACACGCUGCUGAGACCCGUGGGCAUGAUGAGCCUGAAUGACGUGAGCAAGGCAGAGGGAAUUCUCCUCCUGGUAAAGGAAGCAAUGAGAAAUGGAGAAACACAGGAGCAACUGCAAACGAUGCUGACCGAGUUCUACAGAUUAAUCCCUCACAGAGCUGCUGUGGCCGAGAAGGUCAGCCUGAGCCUGCUGGCUAAGAAGGAGGACCUGUGCCAGCUAAUAAGAGACAUGGUUAAUGUCUGUGAAACUAAUUUGGCCAAACCCAACCCACCGUCUCUGGCCAAAUACCGAGCUUUGAGAUGCAAAAUUGAGCAUGUUGAGCCGAACACUGAAGAAUUUUUGAGAGUAAGAGAAGAAGUGCUGCAGAAUAAUCACAGUAAGGGUCCAGUGGACAUCUUGCAGAUAUUUAGAGUUGGCAGAGUGAGUGAAACCACAGAGUUCCAGGGCCACCUUGGCAAUGUCAGGCACUUGCUGCAUGGGUCUCCUGUGCAGAGCUUCAUGGGAAUCCUGUCCCGUGGGUUGCUUUUACCCAAAGUAGUUGAAGAUCGUGGCAUGAAGAGAACAGACAUUGGAAACCUUGGGAGUGGGAUAUAUUUCAGCGAUUCACUCAGUACAAGCAUCAAGUACUCGCACCCUGGACAGACAGAUGGCGCCCGACUCCUGGUCGUCUGUGAUGUCGCCCUCGGCAGGUGCAUGGACCUGCACAAGCGAGACUUCUCCCUGACGGAGGCACCACCCGAGUACGACAGCGUUCACGGGGUGCGGGGAACGGAUACGGUCAGCUCGGACUUUAAGGAUGAUGAAUUUGUUGUAUACAAAACCAAUCAGGUUAAAAUGAAAUAUAUUGUUAAAUUUUCUGUACCUGGAGAUGAAAUAAAGGACUUUCAUCCUUGUGACAAUACGGAAUUAGAGGAGGACAGACCUGAGUUUUCAAAUUUUUCAGCAGUUGAAGAUCACCAGCUUCCAGGCAGCACGUCUUUCCCCGACAUCAAGGCCGGCCUCCAGGAUGCCUCUGGGAAUUCAGUUCCUCUGGAGGACGUUCACAUCAAGGGGAAAAUAAUAGACUUUGUAGCCCAGGUCAUUGUUUUUCAAACAUACACAAACCAAAGUCACGUGCCCAUUGAGGCAAAAUAUGUUUUUCCCUUGGACGACAAGGCAGCUGUGUGUGGUUUCGAGGCUUUCAUCAAUGGGAAGCACGUGGUGGGAGAGAUUAAAGAGAAGGAAGUGGCCCAGCGAGAGUACCGAGUGGCGAUCAGUCAAGGCCAUGGCGCCUACCUGAUGGAUCAGGACACACCCGACAUCUUCACCGUCAGUGUUGGGAACUUACCCCCAAAGGCCAAAGUCCUGGUCAAAAUCACCUACAUCACGGAGCUGAACAUCCAGGGUGCCUGCGCGGUCUUCUUCCUGCCGGCCACGGUGGCGCCCUGGCAGCAGGACAGGGCUCUGAGGGAGAACCUUCAGGAUACAGUGGAGAAGAUUUGUAUAAAGGAAAUAGGAACAAAGCAAAGCUUUUCUCUGAGCAUGUCUAUCGAGAUGCCACACAUGAUUGAAUUCAUCUCCAGUGACACACACGACCUGAGAAAAAAGAGAACAGACUGCAAAGCUGUGAUUAGUACUGUGGAAGGCAGCUCCUUAGACAGCAAUGGAUUUUCUCUCCUCAUUGGUUUGGUUGAUGUGUAUCUCCCAAGAAUGUGGGUUGAAAAGCAUCCAGAAAAAGAAAGCGAGGCCUGCAUGCUUGUGUUUCAACCAAAUCUUGGUAUUACCGUCCCUGACGAAGCUGAGAGGAGUGAAGUGAUUAUUUGUCUUGAUUGCUCCAAUUCCAUGGAGGGCAAGACAUUCCUGCAAGCCAAGCAGAUUGCCUUGCACGCACUGUCCUGUGUGGGAAAGGAGCAGAAGGUGAACGUCAUCAAGUUCGGCACAAGUUACAAGGAAUUAUUUUCAUAUCCUAAGUGCAUCACGAGCAAUAAGAGGCCCACAGAGUUCAUCAUGUCUGCUACACCUACCAUGGGAAACACAGAUUUCUGGAAGACACUUCGAUACUUAAGUUUGCUGUACCCUUCCCACGUGUUACGGAACAUCCUCCUCAUAUCCGACGGGCACCUCCAGAACGAGAGCCUGACCUUGCAGUUCGUAAGAAAAAGCGUGCCACACACCAGGCUGUUCUCCUGUGGAGUCGGUUCUACAGCAAAUCGUCAUGUCUUACGGACUCUGUCCCACUAUGGCGCUGGAGUAUUUGAGUAUUUUAACUCAAAAUCCAAACAUAGCUGGAAAAAACAGAUAGAAGCCCAGAUGGAUAGGCUGAGUUCUCCCAGUUGCCACUCGGUCUCCGUCAAAUGGCAGCAGCUGAGCACGGACACGCCCGCGCCCCUGCAGGCCCCCGCCCAGGUGCAGUCCCUGUUCCACAGCGAGCGACUCCUUGUCUACGGGCUCACUCCUCACUGUACACAGGCAACUCUACAUGCACUGAUUCAAGAGAGAGAGUAUUCUGCAGUGGUGUCAACUACUGAACUUCAGAAGAUAACUGGAACGAUGAUUCACAAGCUGGCAGCGCGAGCUCUGAUAAGAGAUUAUGAAGAUGGCAUUCUCCACGAAAAUGAAGUGAAUCACGAGAUGAAGAAGCAAACUUUAAAAUCUCUGAUUAUUAAACUCAGUAAAGAAAACUCUCUCAUAACACAGUUUACAAGCUUUGUGGCUGUGGAGAAAAGGGAUGGUAAUGAGUCACCUUCUCCUGAUAUUCCAAAUACUUUGGAACUUAUUGCCAAAGAAGACAUAGAUUUUCUGCCAUACAUGAGCUGGGAGGGGGAACAACCAGAUGCCAGCAGGAUGCAGACACUUUCAGCAUCCUCUGAAUGGAACCAAGAACCCAAACGUAAAUGUAAACGUAAACGGACUAAAAAGAAGCGUUCAUCACUUAAGAUGAUACUUUCUGAAGAUUUUGAAGCCUUUAGCUCAGAUGCCCCAGAAGAAUCUGAAGCGGUCAAUUUUGUCUUCAGGGAUGCGGAGGAGCCCUGGGGUUUGGGUCCGAUGGAGUCAUCUAAACAAACAGAAGUUAAACCACAAUUCACAGAAGCCAUCUCACAGAAAACGGCCGUUUCCGACAUUCCUACUGCCCCUAGUUUCUUAACUACACCCCUCCAUGUUGGCUCUGGUUUCUGCCUUCAGGCCAGUUCAGCACUGUUUGGUUCUCCAGCUGGUCCCAAACACUUCGGUUCCCCUAAGAAGUACCUGGAAACGGGCAGUGGUGCCGACGUUUCCCUGGACAUAGCGUCUUUUCCCAGGCUGCAUCUCCAGGGCUCACCUUUGCGACUUGCUGCUGCUCCCAGGGCCUCGUUUGGCUCCAGGUCUCAGCUGCCCAAAACUGAUCAAGGGGGUGCCACAGGCUUCAGUGCCCUCACUACCCAUCAGCCGGACCCUCUCUCACGGCCGCAUCUUUUUUCCUGUUCUUCUGCAGGUCUUCUCCCUUGUCCACUUGUGAAGUCUGUCUUUUCUUCCCCUGCCUCUCCUCCCUUCCUACCCAGGGGCGUUGUUCACCCUUCUCCCCCUCUACCUGGAUGGUGUGGUGUUCCUCCUUCUCCCCCGCUUCCCCCUCUAACUGGGGGACUUGUUCCCCCUCCUCCCCCUCUAUCUCAGAGGGUUGGCAUUUCUCCUCCCCCUCCUCCCGCUCUACCUGGGUGGGGUGGUGUUCCUCCUUCUCCCCCUCUUCCCCCUCUAUCUGGAGGAAUUGUUCCCCCUCCUCCCCCUCUAUCUCAGGGGGUUGGCAUUCCUCCUCCCCCUCCUCCCCCUCUUUCCUCUCCUCUUCCCUCUCACCAUAUCCCAUCUCCUAGGAGUGCCAAUUGUAAGCUGCCAGUGGCUCCAUCUGGCCCUGCUGAGGAUGCCCGGCUGGACAUUCCUCUGUUAGCUGUGUAUGAUGAACCUUUGUCAUUAGACUCCCUCCAAUAUGAUUGUUCAUUUUUUGAAUGUUCUUCUGAAACGGAAAGUGAUAAAACAGGAGAACUUCUGGCAAGUAGGAUUUUUAAAAAGCUGGCAGAAUAUGACCUGAGAAGUGGCUUUACUGCAAGUACUCAGGCACAAAAAGAUGAGGAUGGCCUAGUUGGCAAAGCAAGCUGGAGGAAUUAUGUGCCUUCGACUGAACUCUUCAGGCUUCAGACCAAGGAUGGAUGCUGGAAACUUACACAAGAACUGGGAUUUAUAUUAAAACUUAAUACAAAUAUUUUAAACAGCUUUCUUGAGCAAAAAGGCAUUCGAUCUUUAGGUGUAAGAGGAAGAGAGCGACUUCUAGACCUGAUCGCCACGUUUCUAGUGCUGCAGUUCCUUCGCACCAAGUUGGAACAGGAGGGAAUAAUUGUCAAAUCGCUGAUGAGACUAGACGAUGCUUCCUUUCCCAGGAAUAUUCCCUGGGAUUGUGAGAAAAUAAAGAAAGCCAGUGAGUGGCUCAGAAGAACCGAAGGGCAGUACCCAUCCAUCUGCCAGCGGCUGGAGCUGGGUAAAGACUGGGACUCCGCCACCAAGCAGCUGCUGGGGAUCCUGCCCAGAGACGCCGCCUCCCCUCCUCACAGGCUCCUUAAGCACAGCCAAGGCUGACGCACACGCACUUGUCUUUUAACAUGCACUCAUGCCUCAUGUAUAUGAUAAUCAGAUAUAAUAGAUGCCUAUAAUGAAAUCUAAUUAUGAUUUUAUUCAGUAUAGCAAUCACUUUAAAAUAAAUGGAAAAAGGCUAUGGUUUCAGUGAACUAACAAGCAACUAUACAAUAAAAAUUUCAAGGAAUUCCCUGGUGGUCCAGUGGUUAGGACUCCAAGCUUUUAACGCUGUGAUUCUGGGUUUGAUCCCUGGUCAGGGAACAAAGAUCCCACAAGCCAAGCAGUACAACCAAAAAAAACUUUUUUAGAUAAAAAUUCUAAUACUACAGACUUUUUUUUUUAACCAGAGGUUGGGGGAGGGUGGAGAUUGGAUGAAGGUGAUCAGAAGGUAUAAACUUCCAGUUACACGAUAAGUAAGUACUAGGAUGUAAUAUGCAGCAUUAAAAUAUACUUAAUACUGCUGUAUAGUACAUGUGAAAGUUGUUCAGAGACUAAAUCCUGAGUUCUCAUCACACAGAAAAAAUGAUUUUCUUCUUCUUUUACUCUAUAUCUGUAUGAGGUGGUGGAUAUUCACUAAACUUACUGUGAUGAUCAUUUCAUGAUGUUUGAGAGUCAGAUCAUGCUGCUGCCAUCUUAAUCUUAUACUGUGCUAUAUGUCAAUUAUAUCUCAAUAAAACUGGGAGGAAAAAUUAAAUCACUACCCUCUUUGACCUAUAAACUCCACUGGUAGGAAUUGUACUUAUAGAAAUUAAUCUUACAGAAACAUGGACACAUUGACACAUGCAGGUAUCAUGUGUGCAUAUAUACAUAGUGCCAUCACCCAGCAUAUGCAAUAGAGCUCAUUUUAAAAGUUAUAUAAAUGGGUGUUUAUGAGAUAGAAAUCUAUAAUGUCAUAUUCCAAACUAGUUACCUUUGUGGAAUAGGAACUUUAUUUCUGUCUUACACACUUUGAAUUUUAAAAGUUGAAAUUAAAAAAAUUAAACAUUUUUACAGGGAA